GUUUUUCUUUCACUCCUUUUUUUUUUAGCUCUCUCCCCGCGAGCACCCAGCCCAUAUACGCCGGCGUCACGAUGGCCUCACUCGAUACAAUCCCUUCCAUCUAUUGGAUCCAGCUUGCGUGGCUAGACCCACUCAUCUCCUUCGGCACCAUGCUUCAGGCCCUCUUCGCCCCCGACAUGCUCUUCGCGAUCUACCUCCCCAGGCACCUCGUGGCGGCGGUGCCUUUCCCGCCCCUGUACCGCCCGCUACUGCACCAAGUGGGCGCGUGGUACCUGUUCCACACGAUCGUGAGCGGCGCCACCCCGCGUGUUACGCGUGACAGGAACGUGUGGAAGAUGUUGCAGGUGGCAAUGCUCGCCAUAGACUCGUGCCUCCUAUGGGACUUUUAUGGCAUCGUUGCGGAGCAGGGCCGAGCCGACCCGCGAGCGUGGAAGAUGGGGGAAUUGGCCGGCGUGGCUUACGUUGCUUGCGUUUGGGUGCUCCGGCUAUCGUUUGUGGUCGGCGUUGGGCUGUCAAGGAGGACGGUUACCAGUGAUGGUGGUGUAAAGAAGCAAGCCUGAUAAUUCAGACUGUUAUACGAGGUAAAUUCAGUGGAAUGACAAUAAAAAUGGCUACCUCUGUGUUCGCUAGAUACAAAUAGAGCGCUACAUACCCAGCAAUACUGGAGGUUCUCAUACAUGAGUGGAUAAGCAGACCACGUACUCGUCCUCAGAUGCAUCGCCGAGUGGCUCGUCCUCC
Molecule: messenger RNA, 738 nt
Organism: Gaeumannomyces tritici R3-111a-1
Lineage: Eukaryota; Fungi; Ascomycota; Sordariomycetes; Magnaporthales; Magnaporthaceae
Exons: 2
Coding region: 72-560 (162 amino acids)
Source: RefSeq, a predicted model, not a curated record